AUGAACAAAACAUUGAGUUUAACAUUGUGUAUUAUAUCGCUUUUAUUGACACUUUUCCUAGCGGCCCUGGACAUUGUUAUAGUAGUUACUUUAUAUGAUACUAUUGGCAUCAAGUUCCAUGACUUUGGGAAUAUCGGUUGGUUAGUUACUGGAUAUGCUCUUACUAACGCCGUUUUCAUGUUAUUAUGGGGCCGCUUGGCCGAAAUACUUGGUACCAAUGAGUGCCUAAUGAUUUCUGUUAUUAUAUUUGAAGUUGGGUCUUUGAUUUCAGCUCUUUCCAACUCAAUGGGAACUCUGAUCAGCGGAAGACUCAUUGCUGGAUUUGGAGGAAGUGGUAUUGAAUCACUUGCUUUUGUUGUUGGAACUUCCAUUGUUCAAGAAAACCAUAGGGGAACUAUGAUAACGGCACUUGCUACGUCAUAUGUCAUCGCAGAGGGGGUCGGGCCAUUUAUUGGUGGUGCAUUUAAUGAGCAUUUGUCUUGGAGAUGGUGCUUUUAUAUAAACCUUCCAAUUGGUGCGUUUGCACUCAUAAUUUUGGCAUUUUGUAACACAUCUGGGGAAUCUCUUCCAAAAGUGUCGCUGCUAUCAAAGAUCAAAAGUAUUAUGAGUUAUAAAUACGAUGAAGUAUUCAAAGCAAGCUUUUGGAAGAAGGCAUUCAAGGUAUUUGUUUUCAAACUAGACAUGAUCGGAGUUACUUUAUCGUCAGCAGGGUUUACGUUACUGAUGUUAGGUCUUUCAUUUGGAGGAAACAAUUUCGCAUGGAAUUCCAGUACCAUCAUUUCUCUUUUUACUGUGGGCCCGAUUUUAUUGAUAUUAUUUUGUGCUUACGACUUUCAUUUCUUGCCGCUAUUGGGCCUUCGCUACGAAAACAAGCGCACCAAGCCGUUACUGACAUGGAGUAUUGCGUCGAAUUCCGGAAUAUUCACAAGUUCUGUAACAGGGUUUUUUUCUUGCUUUGCUUAUGAAUUACAGUCCGCCUAUUUGGUCCAGCUUUAUCAGCUAGUAUUAAAAAGAAAACCUACGUUAGCAAGUAUACAUCUUUGGGAACUAUCUAUUCCAGCCAUUAUUGCAACCAUGGCCAUAGCAUAUCUGAACGCAAAAUAUGGGAUCAUCAAACCAGCAAUUGUUUUUGGUGUGCUUUGCGGGAUCGUUGGGUCGGGUUUAUUUACGCUGAUCAAUGGAAAAAGCUCUCAGUCAAUUGGUUAUUCCAUUCUGCCUGGUCUCGCUUUUGGCAGUAUCUUCCAAGCAACGUUAUUAAGCUCUCAGGUGCAGAUAAAAUCAGAUGACCCAGAAUUUCAAAACAAGUUCAUUGAAGUUACAGCUUUUAACUCGUUUGCCAAAUCUUUGGGAUUUGCGUUUGGAGGAAAUAUGGGGGCAAUGAUAUUCACAGCAUCCCUCAAAAAUCAGAUGCGCUCUUCUCACCUAAGUUUGCCAGAAUUUACGUCUGUAGAAACACUUUUAGCAUAUAACACAGAACAUUAUGAUGGCUCUCAAUCUUUACUAUCGCAGCUUAUAAACACAGCUAUCCAUGACGUUUUCUAUUGCGCUCUAGGAUGCUACGCUCUUUCAUUUUUCUUUGGAGUAUUUACUUCGAGCAAGAAAACAGCAAUAUCAGUUAAGAAGCAGCAAUGA
Messenger RNA from Saccharomyces kudriavzevii IFO 1802, 1632 nucleotides. It is a transcript of the gene SGE1, whose product is annotated as Sge1p. Gene Ontology annotation, biological process: transmembrane transport. Bases 1 to 1632 code for a protein of 543 amino acids. The record is from RefSeq and is a predicted model, not a curated record. Gene Ontology annotation, molecular function: transmembrane transporter activity. Lineage: Eukaryota; Fungi; Ascomycota; Saccharomycetes; Saccharomycetales; Saccharomycetaceae. The transcript has a single exon.